UUUUCUCCAGCGGUGUUCUGCGCGAGACACGAUGUCCGAUAGAGACUGUUCUCAGUUCAGUCUGCUGGUGGAGCACCUGCAGGAGCAGCGCAGCUGAGUUAGGAAGAGCUGGGAAACAGGAAUAGGAUCAUAUUUCCGACGAUUCAGUCGGACUCAGCGAACCGGUUCAUCGAGUUUACUAAAAUAGCCUCAAAAUAUCUUUUCGUCCAGGAAGCGAUCAUCUCUAGUUGACACACACAUGACCGGUUAUAUCUCUAUCAGAUGAUUUAAGUACACUGGAAACUGCUUACUCGAGCAGUCUCUGUCAGCUUGUGCAGAAAUUUGACAUUAUUUACAUUUGCUGCAUAAGUAGCCUACACGUAAGUGAAGGUUUGUCGUAACAUAUGGCUUGUGCGCAGCGUUAUGUCAACAAAGUGGUCAUCGUUACUGGGGGCACUAGAGGCAUCGGAAGGGGCAUCGUUAAAGUGUUUGUGCAAAACGGAGCCAAAGUUGUGUUCUGCGCACAAGAGACUGAGUUGUCAGCUGGCCAGUCUCUUGAGUCUGUGCUGAACAAGGAAGGACUGGGAUCGUGCACGUUUGUGUCAUGUGACGUGACUAAAGAGGACGACAUCAAGCGAUUAAUCAAUGUGACGAUUGAGAGGUUUGGACAAAUAGACUGUUUGGUGAACAACGCUGGGUGGCACCCCCCUCACAAGACCACAGAUGAAACCACUGCGGAAGAGUUUAGAGACCUGCUUAAUCUGAACCUCAUCAGUUACUUCCUUACUUCAAAGUAUGCGCUGCCGUAUCUGCGUAAAACACAAGGAAACAUCAUCAAUUUGUCCAGCCUUGUGGCCUCGAUAGGUCAGAAAGAUGCAGCUCCCUAUGUAGCAACCAAGGGGGCGAUCACCGCCAUGACUAAAGCAAUGGCUGUGGAUGAGAGUCGCUAUCAAGUGAGAGUGAACUGCAUCUCUCCAAGCAAUAUAAUGACGCCUCUGUGGGAGGAGCUUGCUGGCCGCACAGAAGACGCUGCUGCCACUGUCAAGGGGGGUGAAAAUGCUCAGGCCCUGAAUGGACGCUUUCUUCAGCCCUAUCUCUCCCUGUCAUGUGGGUCGUUGAGGUUCGUCAGCUCCUCCUUCAAGGCUGCAGAUCUUACCAUAGAGAGGAACCCUGUACUGAAGCCAAAGCCAGAGCCCUCAACCCUUGUGUUCGGCAAGCAGUUUUCAGACCACAUGCUGACAAUCAGCUGGUCUGCAGCAGGAGGAUGGGAGGCACCUCAGAUCAAGCCCUUCCAGAAUCUGUCCCUUCACCCUGCUUCCUCAGCCCUGCAUUACUCCAUAGAGCUAUUUGAGGGCAUGAAGGCUUUCCGGGGAGUAGAUAACCGCAUCCGUCUCUUCAGGCCUAUGCUGAAUAUGGAGCGCAUGUACCGGAGCACCGAGAGGAGCUGCCUGCCUUUGUUUGAUAAGGACGAACUGAUAAAGUGUAUCAAUAAGCUGGUUGAGAUCGACCAAGAAUGGGUUCCUUACUCCACAGACGCCAGCCUGUACAUCAGACCAACGUUUAUAGGAACUGAACCUUCUCUAGGUGUGUCUCGAGCAGGUCAUGCGUUGCUCUUUGUCAUCGUUGGGCCUGUUGGACCUUAUUUUGCAACUGGAGGCUUUAGUCCGGUGUCAUUGCUGGCAGAUCCUCGAUAUGUCCGGGCCUGGAGGGGCGGCGUUGGAGAAUACAAGAUGGGAGGUAACUACGGGCCGACGAUUGCUGUUCAGAGUGAGGCAGCCAGGCAGAAAUGCCAGCAGGUCCUUUGGCUGUACGGAGAGAAUGAGGAGAUCACUGAGGUUGGAACCAUGAAUCUCUUCAUCUACUGGACCACAGAGAAAGGAGAGAAGGAGCUGGUCACCCCUCCACUGGAUGGCAUCAUUCUUCCAGGAGUCACCCGGCAGUCACUGCUGGACCUCGCUAGAGAAUGGGGAGACUUCAAAGUGACAGAGCGCCGAGUUUUAAUGAAGGAGCUGAUAGACGCUUUAGAUGACGGACGGAUUCUGGAGGUGUUCGGUUCGGGCACUGCAUGCGUGGUGUGUCCAGUUGGCAGUCUGCUCUACAGAGGACAGACUUACCAAAUUCCCACAAUGAAGAAUGGACCGGACCUUGCCAAGAGAUUCCAUAAGGAGCUCACUGACAUCCAGUAUGGACGCACUCAGCGGGACUGGGCACCGCUGAUCAUCUAACUGAUCUGACGCAGGUUUCAUGUCUUAAAACCUCUCAUCUCAAGUGUUUGUGUGUGGAAUAAAUAGACAGGGGUGUUAUAUUAAAUAUAUGCAGUCUUUCCUAAUGUCCUUAGAUGCUUGCUUGGAUAUCCAUAUGGCACAAUUUGUAGCACUAGAGUUCGUCCUUAAACCUAAGCUCAAGCAUCAUAAGCAACAAGCAAAUAUUUUCUCCUUGCAAUAGUUACUGAUCCAACCUGUAAACUUUUUUUCUUUUUUUAUCAACCCAUCAUCUUUUGCUGUCUCCUAAAAUGUUAUUUUCCUACAACGUUUACCUUUAUUAGCAUUUCAACCUUUAUAUUGCGGGAAUGGUGCUAAGAAAUCAGGCAUCUGAGAAGGUUCAGACUUCAGCAUGUAAUCAUUUUAAUGUAAAUGUUCAUUCACCUUCACAUUCACCUCAUGAUUUUCUUCCUUACUAGCAAGAGGACAGACAGCUAUUCAUUUCGCAUCAAUUUAAACAGUUCUGUUUCUUUUUAAAAGACACUAAAUUGGUUCAAAUUUGUAAAGAAAGUGUAAAUGAUUGUAUAUUUCUGUUUAGAAAAGGACAAAGAAAAUGUGUUAUUGCCAGAUUUAGAUAAUUUAAAACAGUGAGCUGAACUUAUGCACGCACAAAGGGUUUCAGGACGGCCCAGACAUAGCAGCUCAUUAGACCCCUAGAAAAGUCUUGAUGUGAUAAUCGUAGGUGAUCAUUACUAGGCUCUGUGUGUGUUAUCUAUAUGAUAUCCAGAACAAUAAUGUGACCUGUAUGUACAUGUGUUUGUGAAAUAUAUAAUGUUCACUGUACAUGUAGAAUGUAUCAGUUUUAACUUAUUUCUGGUGUUGUUUUAAUGGUUAGAAUACCUGUCAACUCAUUGUGAAACCCCCCUUUUUUCUUCAUUUUAAACAUGUAUUUAAACCAUGCACUACUCCACAUCUCUUCUGUCUAAGUGCCUGAUGGAGUUGGCUGUUACUAUUCUUUGUUGGCAGUAUCUUUAAGGGUUUUUCGCAGUAGAUGUCUUUACUUUUUCUGUUACUGUAUUUUUACAAAUAAAUUCCAUUUGCAUCCAAA
Cyprinus carpio (common carp) is the source of this 3288-nucleotide messenger RNA. RefSeq names its product branched-chain-amino-acid aminotransferase, cytosolic-like. NCBI's taxonomy places the organism in Eukaryota, Metazoa, Chordata, Actinopteri, Cypriniformes, Cyprinidae. Bases 384 to 2204 code for a protein of 606 amino acids. The transcript is spliced from 18 exons. The record is from RefSeq and is a predicted model, not a curated record. Gene Ontology annotation, molecular function: branched-chain-amino-acid:2-oxoglutarate transaminase activity; estradiol 17-beta-dehydrogenase [NAD(P)+] activity. Gene Ontology annotation, biological process: steroid catabolic process; L-leucine biosynthetic process; L-valine biosynthetic process. Gene Ontology annotation, cellular component: mitochondrion; cytosol.